UCAUAAACUUAACUUUUACUUUUAUAAAAGGGUAAAAAGGAUGUUGCCCAGAUUUUCAAUAAUAUCUUACGAAGACAGAUAGGGACCCGAUCUCCCACUGUGGAGUAUAUUUGUACAAAGCCAGAGAUUCUUUUUACUUUGAUGAGAGGAUACGAGAAGCAGGAGAUUGCUUUGAACUGUGGUACCAUGUUACGCGAAUGCGCUCGUUACGAGGCACUGGCCAAAAUCAUGCUUUAUUCUGAUGAUUUUUAUAAUUUUUUUAAAUAUGUUGAAGUUUCGACAUUCGAUAUCGCUUCUGAUGCCUUUUCGACUUUCAAAGAACUUCUGACUCGUCAUAAAAUACUCUGUGCAGAAUUUUUAGAAAAUAAUUAUGAUAAAGUAUUUAGUCAUUAUCAGCAAUUGUUGAAUUCAGAAAACUAUGUUACUAGAAGACAGUCAUUAAAGUUACUGGGAGAAUUACUUUUGGAUCGUCACAAUUUUACCAUCAUGACUCGUUACAUCAGUAAUCCAGAAAAUCUGAAGUUGAUGAUGAAUAUGUUAAAAGAAAAAAGUAGAAAUAUACAGUUUGAAGCAUUUCAUGUAUUUAAGGUGUUCGUUGCAAAUCCAAAUAAACCAAAACCUAUUCUGGAUAUUCUGCUCCGCAACAAAGAGAAGUUAGUGGAUUUUCUUACUAAAUUUCACACUGACCGAUCCGACGAUGAGCAGUUUAAUGACGAAAAGGCUUAUUUGAUUAAACAAAUCAAAGAAUUAAAACCCCAUGAAGAGCACUAGCAUUUGUUUCCCCCUGGGUUCUAUUAAUAUAAAAAGGAGGUGUAAAACACAGACAUUAUAUAUAGAGAUGUCCUAUGGGCUACCCAAUCAAACUGCAAUUUGGUCCCAAAAUGGUGCAAAAUAAUGCCAAAGUAAAUUAGGUGAUGCCUCACUAAGCUUUUUUCCCCCUUCGAGCUCGAAUCACCUAUACAUAGUUGGCACAUAUGCCAAUGCACGCCGUGCAUUUCUCGGUUCUGCUGACUUGUGUUUGACAAUUCAGACCGACUAGAAUUAAGCACUUAAAAUUGUAAUAAUAAAAUUUCUGUCAUAAAUAUCAAUGAGGUAACAUAACAGAAGGUAAAAUGCUCAAAAUUGUAAAAUAUUACUGUAAAAAGGCAUUAAUGGCGGCAUUGCAUCUUCAAAGUCUGCUAUAUUCUGGCAAGAAUCUUGAAAAUGAACUCCACCUGUAAAAUGUUAAAAUAUUAUAGCUUAAAAUAAUAAACUAGUUUUUCUAAUAUAAUUAUUUUUGUUGUCUAAUAUUUCUAAGAAAAGAGAGAGUAUAUAUAAAUUAUAUAUAUAUAUAAAACUAAAACAACCUUGAAGACUUUCCUUCAAAAUAGUUAUUUUUCCCUUUAAUUUGAUUAUUAAAAUAUUGGUGCACAAUUCUAGUUUACUGAAUUAUUAUUUAACUUUAGAAAAUAGCAAGAGAUUACUAAACAGUGUUUUGUAAAAAAACAAAAAAAUAAAGCACAUCUUUUGUGAUAUAGAGUGGCUUUUAGAUUAUGAAAUCUGGCAGUUGAUUGUGUCUGGAAGCAUAUUUUUGUUAUCUUAACCAAGCAUUUAACAGAAUACAUCAAUGGGGAAAAUAGUAAAACUAGUUAGUUGUUUGUCUGGAAAUUUUUUCUUUUGCUUUUAAUAGUUAAUAUUUACGUUUCGGAAAUUAUAUAAAAUAUGCUUGUUCGGUUUUGUAUACAUGUUUUUUUAUACUUUUCCCACUAAAACUCUUGCCUAUUGUUUUUUGUUAGUAUUUUGGUACAUAUCUGUAUAUUGCACUUUUAUUUCAAUCUAGAAUUGUUUUAGUAAUGUUCUAAAUGUUAGUAUUUUUGUAUCGUGCACGAUAAAAUGUUAUCUUACCAUAAAAACGUAAUAGAUAAUACAAUAAAAUGUAACCCGAUCCGGAAGUCUAACCAUUAUUAUAGAUUCAGUGACUUGUAAAAUAAAUAAAUAUAAAUAAAAUAUAUAUAUAUAUAAAUAUACUAUAUAUAUACACAUAUUACAUAUAUAUACAUACAACUUCUUUCAAAUUAUGUGGUCAUCUGUGAAUUUCUUAGAUAGUUGCAUAUCAAACAUUGUUGAAGUACUUAGACCUUAAUGGUAAUGCAAUGUUCAAUUAACAGUCACCAUAUUGUUGGUGUCAUUCUUUUUAUAUUGUGUCAUUUUAUUAAGUCUUAUUAAAAAUGCCAUUUCUGGAUGUGUUUUAAUGUUUCUCUACAAAAUUUUUUAACAUGGAUAAUUUUGAAAGUUAUCUGUGGACAUCAACAGUUUGGUCAUACCAUAUGAAUGUUAUUUAAUAUUCUUCUGUAAAAUGUUAUCAACAUUCUAUUUUUUAUUUCAUUCAACACAAAUUACUAGUAUUUUAAAGUAUAAAUCAAUAGUACUUAAAGUGUUAUUUAUGGAAAGGUGUUGUUUAAGAAUAUUUGAACUUUUGUGCAAAAAUUGUAUAACUUGACAAGUGAUGAUAUUUUGUGGCACAAUCUGCCAUAUAUAUGUGUGAAUUGUGUCAACUUUGUGAAAGAUUUUAAAAAUUGUUGUUGUUUUAUUAGAAUAUCAAAUGUUGUAUUUGAAGUCUGUAUUAAAUUUAAAUGGUUAAUAAUUUUAAAAAUUGAUAAUUUAGAUAUUAUGAGAUAUUAUAGAGCAAAUUCAUUUAAUAAAAGAUAAUUUCAGUAUUACAAAUAUAUUUAGAAAAUUAUUUUAUUUAACUGUUGUCAUUCCUGUAGCUGUUUUGAUCAUUAUUUUGUUAAAAUUUUACCUUUUCUUAUUAUAUAUGUUCAUUAAUAAUCAGUAUCAUGAUGAAAUGUGUAUUCAACAGAUGUGCCACUAUUAGUGCCAAAGUUUGAUGAUAAUCUUUAAAUCUAAAAUUGUGUGAAUAUGCAUUACUUGGAAUUUCCUUGUAAAUCUUGUUGUAUAAGAAAGUUAGUAUAGUGAAUUAUUGUGUAUAUUUGUUACAUAUUCACAGAAAAAAGAAAGAAAAAAAAGCAAUUUAGAGAUGGUUUUGAAACAGUUGUGCUGAUUAGUCUGUCUUGUUAACAUGCUCAUUUAUUCUUAAAUAUAAAAAUAAUAAUAAUAAUAUGUCUUGUUUUUAUAUUAAUUGAAUAGUAAUCUUUGUUUUCCAGUAUUCCUAAGAUGUUACCAUUCCGAAAUUGAAGUUGUUAAAGUUUAGAAAUAAAUGGGUAGUUUUCUGAAAUAUUUUCUAAUGUGAUUCUUACUAAAUUGUUUCUAACCAUGUCAUGUUUUCCCUUCCCUAUUACUUCAUUGUGAUAGCAAAAAUUACAAAUAAAUUUUAAAGUCGUAUUUAAUAUCACUUCAAGUGAUUUUAGUAGAAUAAAAAUUUUCAUUGAUUGUUAAAUUAAUUGUAUUAAUAAUUGUAUUGAUGAUUGUGUUAUGUAUUAUUAUGGGGUUUAAACCAAGUUUAUGCAUAGAUCUUGCUGAGAUUACACUAAUGUGUUUUAUAAGCAAUCCUGCCGCAUCAUUGUUGUGAACAAUUUGCCUCCAUCUUACAUUAUUGAUUAUCAUCAAAAAUUUUUUUACUUAAAAAAAUGUGCAAAGCAUAUUACAUAAACAAGAUAAAAUGCAUUAAUUAGUAAAUGUAGAAUAUAAGUUACAAUAUACCUGCUGUAAAAUGUGACAGAAAUAAGAUUUUAAUAUAGAAAAAUUAUCGUUGCUUAUUUAAUGUAUUUUUGAGUGUUUUUAUAGUGAAUUUGUUAUGAAAGUACAGAAAUCUUCCAUUAAAAAUGAAAAUUAGUCCAUAAUUUGUAAAAAUGAAAGCCUUUUUUUGUUGUAUAUAUAUCAAUGUUUCUCAACCCUUAUAUAUUUGGGCUGGUAAAUUUAUUCAAAAAAAUACAUUGAAAAUAAUGUAACAGAUGGCAAAAUAUACUAUAUUUAUUUAUACUAUAUAUGUAUAUAAAUGACAUGUAUAAAAGUUUAAAUACUUACUUGUUUUGUGAAUUAAAAGAAUAAGUAAAUUCAUUAACCUCAAAUUCACUGUGGAAAAUAGUCAAACAAACUUUUUAAACUAAUAUAGAAAUUUUAAAAAACCUGUUAAAACAUCUUAAAAAUCUAUUAUUAUUCUGAUUUCCUUACUUUGUUUUAUUUUACUUAUUAUAUAUCAGAAAACCAAGCCCAACUCAGCCCAGUGGUUGAGAAAUAUUAUCUAUUAUAAAGAUCUCGAACAUAGUCAUAUUUUAACAAUCAUUUAUAUUUAAAAGCAGUCUGUUGAAAUGGCUACUACUAUUUCCUGUAUGUAUAUACUGUCUUGCCAAAAGUUGUAUAUAUUUGUCAUGUCGUUUUAGGGUUAUAUUGUUGAUGUUUUUCAUUACAAGGUUUGUUGUUAAUUAGAAUCCAUGUUGUCAUGUCUGUGGACUUUAGAAAGGCUGAUUUAUUAAUCAAGAAAAUUGUUAUUGUGCAUGUAUUUUUGAUUCUUAUUAUACAUGUACUAGGCCAUAAUCAAGGUAGUGUGUGCAGUUUUUUCUUCAUUGUGUUUUUAAACGGAAUAUGGUUCAAUAAAGGCUGUUAAUGUUA
Centruroides sculpturatus (bark scorpion) is the source of this 4548-nucleotide messenger RNA. Its product is annotated as protein Mo25-like. NCBI's taxonomy places the organism in Eukaryota, Metazoa, Arthropoda, Arachnida, Scorpiones, Buthidae. Bases 142 to 771 code for a protein of 209 amino acids. Gene Ontology annotation, biological process: intracellular signal transduction. Gene Ontology annotation, molecular function: protein serine/threonine kinase activator activity. The transcript has 5 exons. The record is from RefSeq and is a predicted model, not a curated record.